AUGGCAGCUUUUCGCCUUUUCUCGCACAAGGCCUUUUUGUUAUUUGUUCCCUUAUUUCUACUUUGUAGUUCUUCUGUUUCUGGGUAUUCAUGGAAUGAGGUUAAGGUUUGGUGCAAGCAAACCCCAAAUCCUCAACCGUGUGAGUGCUUCAUGAACAACAAUCCCAUUCACAGCCAAAAGAUCAUCAAACACAAAGAUGAUUUUCUCAAGCUUUCUCUUCAAGUAGCCCAGGAGAGAGCCCUGAAAGGCCAUGCAAACACUGUUUCAUUAGGACCAAAAUGUAGGAACUCACGUGAGAAAGCUGCAUGGGCUGAUUGCAUAGAGCUUUACGAGCAAGCCGUCGAGAAACUCAACAAAACCCUAAACCCCAACCCCAAGUUCUCCCAAGAAGACGCUCAAACAUGGCUCAGCACGGCUCACACCAACCUCGAGACGUGCCGAGCAGGCUUCUACGAGCUCGGAGUUCAAGACUUUGUGUUGCCUUUGAUGUCCAACAAUGUCACUAAGUUGGUGAGCAACACUUUGGCUCUGAACAAAGUUGAAUACAAAGAGCCAAUUGAAUACGAAGAGCCAACUUAUAAAGAAGGGUUUCCAACAUGGGUUAUUAAGCCUGGAGAUAGGAAGUUGUUGCAGUCUUCUUCUUCAUCUUCACGGGGCAACGUUGUUGUGGCCAAAGAUGGAUCUGGCAAAUACACAACUAUUGGCGCUGCUAUAAAUGCAGCACCAAAGAGCAGUUGUGGGAGAUAUGUGAUAUAUGUGAAGGCUGGAAUCUACAACGAACAGGUAGAGAUAAAGGCAAAGAAUAUAAUGUUGGCGGGAGACGGCAUAGGGAAGACUAUAAUCGCAGGAAGUAAAAGUGUUGGAGAAGGCACCACUGCCUUCCGGUCAGCCACUGUUGGCAAGUCGAAAGUCAUCAAAGUUUAA
Molecule: messenger RNA, 924 nt
Organism: Neltuma alba
Lineage: Eukaryota; Viridiplantae; Streptophyta; Magnoliopsida; Fabales; Fabaceae
Product: probable pectinesterase/pectinesterase inhibitor 17
Exons: 2
Coding region: 1-924 (307 amino acids)
Biological process (GO): cell wall modification
Molecular function (GO): enzyme inhibitor activity; pectinesterase activity
Source: RefSeq, a predicted model, not a curated record